This is a messenger RNA of Photinus pyralis (common eastern firefly), 1645 nucleotides long. RefSeq names its product NECAP-like protein CG9132. Gene Ontology annotation, biological process: endocytosis. The record is from RefSeq and is a predicted model, not a curated record. The transcript has 5 exons. NCBI's taxonomy places the organism in Eukaryota, Metazoa, Arthropoda, Insecta, Coleoptera, Lampyridae. Gene Ontology annotation, cellular component: membrane; clathrin vesicle coat. The coding region runs from base 115 to 846 and encodes 243 amino acids.
UAACAGUUAACACGCAGCUGUCGCCUGUCAAACACUCAAACGUCAAAAUAGUAUAUGAAUAUAAAAAAGCACAUUAAUGAACAAUAUUUAAGUUAUUUUAAUUUUUAAUUAGAAAUGGAUACAUACGAAAGCGUGUUAUUAGUAAAACCCGAAGUAUUUGUGUUUAAUAUUCCACCUCGAACAAGUAAUAGAAGUUACAGGGCAGCAGACUGGAACUUGGCCGAACCAUCGUGGACAGGACGUAUGCGAUUGGUAUCAAAAGGGAGUGAACUUUCGAUUAAGUUGGAAGACAAAAAUAGUGGAGAGCUAUUUGCAAAAUGUCCUAUCGAUACUUACCCCGGAAUAGCAUUGGAAUCAGUUUCUGACUCUUCGAGGUAUUUUGUCAUUCGCAUCCAAGAUGAUAAUGGACGAAACGCAUUCAUCGGUUUAGGUUUUGGUGAUAGAUCUGAUUCAUUUGAUCUUAAUGUUGCACUACAAGAUCAUUUUAAGUGGUUAAAGAAAGAGAAGCAGAUUAGCGAGGAGCCCUCCGGCCCGAAAUUAGAUUUACAAUUUAAAGAAGGCGAAACUAUUAAAAUUAACAUGAAAAUUACUAAGAAAGAUGGAUCAGAAACGUCAAACAAAAUGAAGGCUAGACCGGGCACGACCUCUGGUUUAUUGCCUCCCCCUCCAAGCGGUAGCACUAGGCUUCCGGCACCUCCAGGUUGUUCGCCCGCCGGAUCCCCCGCUCAUGUGCCGAAACCCGAUUUGAUCGGUGGAGAAUCUUGGGGAGAAUUCGCAUCGGCUCAAUCUAGUGCUCCACCUGCUACAUCUCCAGCAGCUAACAAUAGUAAUUGGGUUCAAUUUUAAUCUCUCUUAUUGGAAACAAAUUUAUAUAGGAAUAGAUAACCAAAUUUUCGAUAUUGCACUACCACAUUUUCCGUUGACAAUAUUAUAUUUAAAAAGACUUCAUAUGUGCACAUGAUAAGCGACGGCAGUUAUACAAGAUUUAGCCGUAAUAGUAAUCUUAAUGGUGUUCGGUCUGAUGUUAACGAUAUAUUGAAAAUUCAAAGAAAAUAAUCAUGAAUGUGAUCUGUUAGAUAAAAAAUAGUGUAGAUUAAGUUUAAAAUGUUUUUUAGCUUCUUGUUUAUAAGAUGGCUGCAGUAUACUGGGCCUAACUACGAAUUUUCGCCUUGUGUGUUAGAUCAGGUGGUGCAAUUUUCAUGUAUAGUGGUUUGCAUAUCAAAGAUUAUUAAAAUGUAGAGGUACCAUUUUGAGAUGUCCUAUGAAUAUUACGAAUCGUUAUAGCUUUAUGUAAAUGUAACUUUAUGAUAUGUUUGAAUGCAAAUGUAAUGUUAUUAUUUUGUUAUCUGUAAACAAAAGAGUAUGAAAUCUUUAGUAGAUAUGUAUAAUAUUUUUAAAAACGUUGUAUGGACACUUAUGUGUAAAUAUGCAUAAUAGCCAAAAGUAUAUUUGAAAAAAUAAAACAUUCCAAUUGAAGAAAAAUUGAUAUUGUUACUGUUAGAUGUAUAAUAAUAGUAAAGAAUGGAGUAGGUAGUUGAAAACUAAAUUUUUAUAACUUAUAAUGUAGUACCUGUAAUGAAGAAGUAAGUUGAGUUAAAGGUUCACCUUAAAAAGUUAACCCACAAAUAAAGAGCAAAGAAAUACA